Messenger RNA from Misgurnus anguillicaudatus (oriental weatherfish), 6816 nucleotides. RefSeq names its product homeodomain interacting protein kinase 1a (gene hipk1a). Gene Ontology annotation, cellular component: cytoplasm; PML body; nucleus. Gene Ontology annotation, biological process: peptidyl-threonine phosphorylation; intrinsic apoptotic signaling pathway in response to DNA damage by p53 class mediator; smoothened signaling pathway. NCBI's taxonomy places the organism in Eukaryota, Metazoa, Chordata, Actinopteri, Cypriniformes, Cobitidae. Gene Ontology annotation, molecular function: protein serine/threonine kinase activity; protein tyrosine kinase activity; ATP binding. The record is from RefSeq and is a predicted model, not a curated record.
GCUCGACCUCACAGGCCGGAAAUGGCGCCCGCUCUGAUGUCCUACAUUCCUUUCCAGGUUUCAGUCAUAUUUCUGUGCGAUGUCCUUGCAAAAUAUGAAUGUGUAACGAUGAAUUGACUGUUUGUACGACUUUGACUGCUUUUAUCGGCCUCUGAAAGCUCGCCGAAUCAAACGAUGCGGUGUUUACAAGACCGAAGAUCGUCAAAAAGAAGCAAAAAACGAUGCGGCCUAAUGUAGAAGAUGAGGAAGAAGUGACAGGCUGAGGAGUUCACCACAGAGCAGGCAUGUCCUCAAAACUCCAAGCGUUUUCCUCCCCCUCCGUGUCGUCCAGUGGCCUCUCCCGCUCCAAGAAACUGAAGGUGGAAAACCACGUUUGGAAUGUGAGCAGCCAAUCAGAAGAGAGCACCUGCUACCAACCGAGCCCAAAUCAGACUAAUGGCUCCUCCCCCUCUACUUCCGGCUUCAACCCCAGCUAUUCCUCCAACUUGGUCUUUCCCCCAUCCGGAAGUUCGCGGCAACAGGCGGUGGUACGUGCCGCGGACAGCACGGGCAGCAUUCCAGAGCCUUCGUCCUCCUCUUCCUCGUCGUCUUUAUCGAGUCGACGUGGAAAAGACGAGGGUUACCGAAAACAUGGCGGUCUGAAGCGCAAGAUCGAAGAGGUGGACAGCAGCGACAGCGUGCAGAUCUUAGAGGAGCUCUCUGCUCCCGUGCUUCCCAAUCGCGUUCCCGGAGGCAACGCUACGGCUCAGUCGAUCGUUCAUUCUGCGUCCACCACCAAGAGCAGUAACUCCCACAGCGAAGGAGACUACCAGCUGGUGCAGCAUGAGAUCCUGUGCUCUGUCUCCAACAGCUAUGAGGUGCUGGAGUUCCUUGGACGUGGGACGUUCGGACAGGUCGCCAAGUGUUGGAAGCGAGGAACCAAUGAGAUAGUGGCCAUUAAGAUUCUCAAGAAUCAUCCGUCAUACGCUCGCCAGGGUCAAAUAGAGGUAAGCAUCCUUAGCCGCCUGAGCACGGAGAACGCCGAUGAAUUCAACUUUGUGCGCUCCUACGAAUGCUUCCAGCACAAGAACCACACCUGUCUGGUGUUUGAGAUGUUGGAACAGAACCUCUAUGACUUCCUGAAGCACAGCAAGUUCAGCCCACUGCUCCUGAAGUGCAUCCGGCCGGUCCUGCAGCAGGUGUCUACGGCUCUGUUGAAACUGAAGAGUUUGGGUCUCAUCCAUGCCGAUCUGAAGCCUGAGAACAUCAUGCUGGUGGACCCCAACAGACAGCCAUAUAGAGUCAAAGUCAUUGACUUCGGUUCUGCCAGUCACGUCUCAAAGGCUGUGUGCUCAACCUACCUACAGUCUAGAUACUACCGAGCUCCAGAGAUCAUACUUGGCCUUCCGUUCUGCGAAGCCAUUGACAUGUGGUCACUGGGUUGUGUCAUAGCGGAGCUGUUUCUGGGCUGGCCUUUAUAUCCGGGAGCCUCUGAGUAUGAUCAGAUCCGGUACAUUUCCCAGACUCAAGGAUUGCCAGCCGAGUAUCUCCUGAGCGCAGGCACUAAAACCAGUCGAUUCUUCCACAGAGGGCCGGACUCCAGCUACCCUCUCUGGAGACUGAAGACUCCCGCCGAGCAUGAGGCAGAGUUUGGGAUCAAAUCCAAAGAGGCUCGCAAAUAUAUUUUCAACUGCCUCGACGACAUGAUGCAGGUCAACAUGACUAAUUUGGAUGGCACAGAUAUCCUGGCUGAGAAGGCUGAUAGGAGGGAGUUCAUUGACCUGCUGAAAAAAAUGCUAACACUAGACGCAGACAAGAGGAUCACACCCACCAAGACCCUCAACCAUCCGUUUGUGACCAUGGCUCACCUUCUUCACUUCCCACACAGCUCACACGUGAAAUCCUGCUUUCAGAACAUGGAUAUCUGUAAGCGCAGGUGUACUGUAUUUGACAACAACAAAAACCUGUUCGCCAGCCAUAACACACCCAGCGCGGGCGCCAACCUCACCGUCACCUUCAGCAGUCAGCUUAAUCAACACAAUCAGAUGGCCUCCGCAGGGGCUCAGUCCUUGUCUCUGAGCAGCAACGUUCCGUUAUUGAACUACCAGCCGGGUCUGUACCAGCAGGCCACUAUAAAUAUACCAGGCUUGGCCCAGCAGAGUGUCCCGUUACAAGCUCGCCCUACUCAGCUGUGUGCCCAGUCUGAGCCCUUCCAGCAAACCCUCAUUGUGUGCCCUCCUACCAUACAGGGACUGCAGACCUCCAAUAAGCAUGCUGGUUAUCCAGUGAGAAUGGACAAUGCAGUUCCCAUAGUCCCUCAGAAUCAAUCCACUCAACCUCUGCACAUUCAGCCCAGCAUGUUGACACAGUUCCUCCACCCAUCCCUCUGUCUCCUCCCCAAUCAGAGUACCAGCACGCCACUGACCGUGUCCUCACUGCGACUUCCAGUGGCUGGAUUGACUCCGCUGGGCUCUCGGCGUCUGGAGCAGAGUGCCGCCAUGCUGCAGGGCUGGCCAGCGGGCACACAACAGAUCCUCAUACCCUCCUCAUGGCAGCAGAUGUCGGGCAUGGCCAUGCACAACCCCAGCCACCCUGUGCUGUCUGAUUCCCCGCUGGCCUCAGAUAACACCAGCUGGAGGGGUCGACAUGGAGGUCAGUGUGAUGGGCCGCAGCAGGGCUCUACUCAGGGUCGUAAUGCAGGUGCACAGGUCCCAUCUGCGGGAGCGGCCAACAGUCAAACACAGCAGAAUGAAGUGAAGAAAUCAAAAGGUCGUCGGGCCCAGGACAGAGCCAGGCCCGUGUCCUCUCCGCAGUCAACACCUUCGGGGUCACACAACUGCGGUGAUGCGUCCCAGCCAAUCAUUAUCUCUGACACGCCCAGCCCUGCUGUCAGCAUCAUCACCAUUCACAGUGACACAGAGGAUGAGGAUGACAGGAAGUGUCCACCUGAAAGUGGCAGCUGCAGCGUGAAUCAGCGAACCAACGUCAUCAGCUGUGUGACGGUCCAUGACUCGCAGGAUUCCGACUCAUCCAGCAGCACUCCUCUCAGCCCCAGACACCUCCCAAACUUUACUGAGAACAACACGCGCUCCUCCAGAUCUCUGGCCGUGGUCAUGCCGUCAGUGAAAGCACAGCUUUGGGAUGAACCUUCAUCGGAAUUUCAAAGCAGUAAUAGUACUGGAAAAUCAAAGAAAGGUACAAAUGCACAAUCCAGUGGUGACCGCCAUCAGAGGGCUGCGCCCGACAGAUCUCAACCUCUAAACCUGAGCCAGGCACAGCAGUCAAUGAUGUCAUCUCAUGACCGCGCAGGGGGCGUAUCCUUAAGACGCCAGCCCACAUACCCUCCGACAGGCCCCUCCCACUCCUACAGGCUACAUGAAGCGUCGCUUUUUGGCUCCGCCUCCAGUCUCUACGCAUACCCGGCUUCAGCUGCCCUGGCCUCUGUGUCGCAAGCAGUGGACCAGCUGCAUAAUUCAGCCGGUUCCUCCUCUUCCUCCAGUCGGCACGCACGCGCCCCCGGGCCGUACUCUGCCUCUUUGAGUCUUUUGCAGAAGAACAGCGUCAUGGGCGUCAUGUGUCAGACAUCGACUCCGUACCAGCAGUCUGCGCAGUCAUACCAGCGUUCUGCAGGGUACCCCCUCAGUCAAAGGAAACUCAACCAGUUCCCUUACCUGUGACGUAAACCCGAACACUAGACUUGGAUAUGGAGAUGUGAUUGGGAGUGUAUAGUUUAAUUUUAUCUUUUAUUAUAGUGGCCUUUAAUUCUUUUUAUUCUAAGCAUUUCAAAGCUGCACAGCAUCUUAAAAUUAUGUUUACCUGUUAGCUUGCAUAUAAUGUAAGAGGCUUACGCGUCCACAUUUUCCCAGAAAUGCUUUUGCUCAGUGUAACAUAUCAAACUUUUUAUGAAAAUCACUGAUCUGAGACAACAAGAAAAACUGAAGUUUAACAUUGCACAGUAUAUAUAAUGUAUUAUAUACUGCUAAAAUGGAAUGUAGUAUGAUGGUAUAGCCAAGGUUAGUAGAUAUAUGAAGAUCUAUGAAAUAUAUUGUAGUAGAGUUCUCUAAAAAAACACAAUUUGGUUUACAUAAAGAAACAUGCCUACAGUGGUUAGCAAAGGAAAGUAGAUAGAUGUAAACAGUCCAAAAAUAAUAAUUUCAAAUAAGCUAUGUAUGUAAAAUAAUGGUUUUUAAAAACGUGCAAUUAGAGAAUUAUAUGUUUAUCCUAAAUGUUUUAGGUACAAUUUGCGAGUCAUUGUGUAGUGACUACCAAAAUAUCCACUAAAUCAGGAUUUAAAGGGAUAGUUCACCAAAAAAUGAAAAUUCUGUCAUCAUUUAUUCAUUCUCAUGUUGUUACAAACCUGUAUACAUUUCUUUGUUCUCUUCAACACGAAGGAAGAUAUUUUAAGGAAUGUUUGUAACUAAACCGUUCAUGAGCCCCAUUCACUUCCAUAGUAUUAUUUUUUCCUACUAUGGAAGUGAAUGGGGCUCAUGAUUGGAUUGGUUACAAAUCAUACUCGGAAUAUCUUCAUUUGUGUUCAUCAGAACAAAGAAAACGCUUGUAACAACAUGAGAGUGAGAAAAUUUUUAUUUUUGGUUUAACUUUCCCUUCAACACAAUUAAAAAUGUGUUAAGAAACUGGCAGAAUAGAUUGUGCCAGUCUGCUUGUCCAUACCCGGUAUUUUUAGCGGCAUCUAGCUGUGAGAUUGCGAAUUGCAAUCAACCUCAAUUUCGAAACGCAAUGAGAAGCUACGGUAGCUGCCACAGGACAAAAAUGUCGUCGCCUGAGACAACGUAGGGACGAAACGCGCUCUGUACACUGCAAAAAAUGAUUUUCAAGAAAAAAAAUUCUUAGUAUUUUUGUCUUGUUUUCAGUAAAAAUAUCUAAAAAUUCUUAAAUUAAGAUGCUUUUUCUUGAUUGUUUGUUUUAUGCACAAUAUCACUUAAAUUUGAUAUUUUUGGUCUAAAAACUAGACUUAUUUUCUUGGGUCGUUUUGCUCAUCAAGAAAAAGCAUCUUAAUUUAAGAAUUUUUAGAUAUUUUUACUGAAAACAAGACAAAAAUACUAAGAAUUUUUUUUCUUGAAAAUCUAUUUUUUUUCUUGAAAAUCAUUUUUUGCAGUGUAGAGCAGUUUUUACGUUUAGGGCUACUGUAGAAUCUUGGCGGCGACUUUCACGUAAGGGCACCUGCGGUGUAUGCAUUGCAGUUUUGUUUACCAAUAUUAUUACAGAAGAUAUUUUCUAAUAAUGGACAUUAAGGAUGUAUAUUAGUAUUAUUAAAGGGAUAGUUCACCCAAAAAUGUAAAUACUGUCAUCUCAUCAUGUUGUUAUAAACCUGUAUGAGUUUCUUCUGUUGAAUACAAAAGAACAUAUUUUGAUACAUUAUGGUAAAAACACAGUUAAAGUUACCCAGUAAGUUUCAUAGUAUUUGUUUUUCCUACCAUGGAAGUCAGUGGGUACCAUUAUCAGGUUUAAAACAACAUGAGGAUGAGUUAAUGAUAACAGAAUUUUUAUUUUUGGGUGAAUUAUCCUUUAAGUCCAGCCAAACAACUGCACUUAAGUAAAUCUAAUUUUAUCUAAACACUUAUCUCACAUUUACCCGUUUAUUAAAUAACCGUUCAAAUGGUUUUAUUUUUACGUUUACAGUUGACGCAUUAAAUGCUUCCAUUUAAAAUGUGUUGUAUGAUAACAGAAAGCUCUUAGUAUUAUGUUUUUACAAAAAUGUUUUGACGUUAACAUUGCGCUUUUAUUUAUUUUAAAUAUGUGUGGACUUAAAUGGUUAUUUGCAUCUUUGUUUUUAUGUAACAAAUUAACGAUGCUCUCUUUUUAUAUUCUUUAUUUUACAGACCUUGUAUCAUGUUUAUUACCUUCAUUUACGCUUCAAUUUUGCUAGCACUUACUCGCACACAUUUACAUAUUUGUAUUUUAAAGGUGUAAUGUGUAUUUUUAGCGGCAUCUAGAAGUGAGAUUGCGGAUUGCAAUCAAACUCAAUUUCGAAACACAAUGAGAAGCUACGGUAGCCGCAACAGGACAAAAAUGUCAUUGUUUGAGUUAACGUAGGGGCGAAACGCGCUCUGUAGAACAGUUUGUCAGUUUAGGGCUAUCGUAGAAACAUGACGGCGACUUUCAUGUAAUGUAAGGAGACAUAAAAUGGCUUAUUCUAACGUAAUAAAAACAAUACAGUUCAUUAUGUAAGGUUUGUAUUGUUCAUUAUGUAUAUUAUAUUGCAUUGCGAUUCUUCUAAAAUUCACACAAUGCACCUUUAACAGCCUUUUCUGUGUUUUUCAGUCAUAACUUAAACUGAAUUUUGUCGGUAUGUAUUGUGGUGUAUUGUCACGUAUUAUGGCUUUAGCACAAUGUCUUUACACCAUUUCCUAACCAAUUAGAACUCAAUAUUUCAGAUUCAGAUGAGCAAGUUUUAACAGCUUGUUGCCUUUAUACGCACCUGGAGUAAGACUUGGUGUCAGCUAAAAAAAAGAUUAUUAUUAUUAUAGAAAAUGUGAAAAAAUCAAGUAUGAUCUCCUGAAAGGUUUUGCUAUAUAAAGUGUCUUGUGUGGGAUAUGAGAGAGAUCUCGUAAACUGAUAGCACUGUAACUAUUUAGAUAGCAUUUAAACAGACGGUUGACAUGUUAGCUGUUCAUCUUCUCGGUUGACCUUGUGCCUAGUUAUGUCACAUAGAGCACUUUUUGUGUCGUACUGAGCUUGUUGGGUGUUUAUUCUUGUGAAUUUGGCAGGAUUUUGCUGAAGUCUUGGCUUUGGUGCAAUGAUGGCUGUUUAUACUGUUAGAUCACAUUGUGAAGUGCGCAGUGGACUUCAUCACAAUAAACUUCGAUACGCAACACA